AUGGCUAAUGAGAACAACUCACAUGAUUUUACCGGCAGAAAAAGGAAUAGGAAAAAUUACAACAAACGAAAACACAAGCACCAAAACCAUGAACUAACUCAGACGGGACCUCCAAAACAGCAGCAAAAUAGUUAUGAAUCACAACACUCCUCAUCGUAUAUUCCCAGCCAGCCACCACCAGUCACAUUAUUAAGAGACCAACGACAAAAAGGAGACAAUGACCAGACAUUAAGUCGUGGGGACCGCACUACUACUCCACCCCCACAAUCGUUACAACAUGAACAUGUACACAGCACUAAUCCUUAUAAAUCCCCACGAAAAGAAGCCAUAUCUAGAUACAAGCAAGAUCAGUCGAACUCUUCCAAUCAACUAUAUGAUUUGAAGGACAACUUGAAAUCAAAUGAUGAUGGUCCGCGUCGUGGCCAACUACCCGAUCUCGAGAAUAGUGAUAUCCCGAGUCUACCUCAAAGUCUAGACGACAAGAUAAAUUUGUUUCGAUAUAAGUCUGUGGAAAUCUUGGAAAUUGCGAAUCAGAAUAAUAUCAAUGGCUCAUUGUUGGCACACGGGGUAUUCGAAGUCUUCCAACUACAUCGCGGUGAUGUUACUUUCUUGUCCUGUGGAAGUACAUUUGUUUACCCAUUACUUUCGAAAACUAAAAUAUUGAGAAUCAAUUCCAACCAAUUCAUGCUACCGUUAACUAAACCUGAAAGGUAUUGGAAGAUCUCACUUCAUUGUGAUGAUUUUGAAGUGAUUAACAGUCUUGUAAAUGUGCUUCAAAAGAAUGUACAAUUUAUCAGCUUGUAUGAGCAAGAAGAGCUGAAAGAGGAACUCAACAUAGAUAGCGUACCUAAGGAAUUACAGUCUCCACGGAAUCAGUACAUUUUAAAUGACAUUCCAGACUCUCCACCUUCACCACCUAUUUCACCGCUGACGUACUUGCACUCUCCUGUUCAGUUUGCGUCCGCGAUUCAACAGCCACCCCAAUCAUCCAUUCUGCAGAUGCAUGUUCCAAAAAAGGAAUCCAUUGAAACUUUAAACAGUAAUAUUGCCAGUCUUGACAUAAAUCUGAAAUUGUUGUUGCAUCAACCGAUACCCGGUAGACUGAAUGUCGCUUAUUCCAAGAAUCAUCAUUUUGUGAAUUAUAGUUCAAAUAAGUAUACCACUAUCGACGAAAAAUCAGAAUCAUCAAUGGAUUCACUAUUGGAUGAAUAUGAGCAGAACCUUAAUAAAUCAACAGUCAUUAAUCUGAGGCCCCCAACAAGACAACCAUCUAUCGCUUCCACGCAACAUAUCCAAGGUUUUGCUCACAAGAAUGAUAAUGUAUUGGCACAAUAUUAUCCAAUUGAAAAUAAAGUACAUAACUAUCUGCGAAGUAGAAGGUCUUCAAGAAGCGAGUUGUACACCAGUGAGAGUGGGUGGAUGGAACCAAACUUGAACCACCUGAAUCAGAAUGGUACAAGUAACAGUAAUAAUGUGGGUGUUAAUUCUAGCACCAUGAAUGGAAGAAAAAUACCAAAGUCAAGAUCAACAUACAGUAUAAACAGCGUCACUACAGACUUGCAUAGUAUCUACAGGAACAUCCAGCUUCGAAACGGUAACAAUGCACGCGGAGAGGAGGAUUCCAAAUCUAUAAAAUCAAUGUCAAGAUUACCAUCGACGAUAAAAUCAUCCAUGCCUCGAUCUGAAUUAAAUAAGCGAAGACAAAGCGUUUACGGUGUUGGUGGGGUUGAUCGCAAAAAUGACGUUAAAUUGGAUUCUCGGGAAAUUUAUAAAAUGCUAAGCACUAAACCUGACAAGCCGAUUUUAAGACAGCCAAGUACUGGGUCUAUGACGACUCCAGCUACCAAGAGCACUAGCUUUACUUCAAGAUUAUUUGGCUGGUGA
Candida tropicalis MYA-3404 is the source of this 1884-nucleotide messenger RNA. RefSeq lists its product as uncharacterized. The record is from RefSeq and is a predicted model, not a curated record. Gene Ontology annotation, cellular component: extrinsic component of intraperoxisomal membrane. Gene Ontology annotation, biological process: peroxisome inheritance. Lineage: Eukaryota; Fungi; Ascomycota; Pichiomycetes; Serinales; Debaryomycetaceae. The transcript has a single exon. The coding region runs from base 1 to 1884 and encodes 627 amino acids.